Messenger RNA from Humulus lupulus (European hop), 1732 nucleotides. RefSeq names its product E3 ubiquitin-protein ligase ATL6-like. Bases 87 to 995 code for a protein of 302 amino acids. The transcript has 2 exons. Lineage: Eukaryota; Viridiplantae; Streptophyta; Magnoliopsida; Rosales; Cannabaceae. The record is from RefSeq and is a predicted model, not a curated record.
UGCUUUACAUACAUUUUAUAUUUGCUUUCCUUAAUUUUCUCAGCCCCAAGCCUAAAUAUCCAUCUCCAACUUUACUACCUAACACUAUGACCUACUCAAUUAAAAUUCUUCCUUUUGUGUCACUUUUAUUGCCAGCGGAGUUACCCUACGUCGGAGCUCAGCCACCGGGAAAUUCCCAAAAUGACCCGUCUGCGAUUAAGCAAUUCAAUACAUCGUUGUCAGUCUUCCUCGGGGUCUUCAUGUCCGUGUUCUUCUUUAUAGGAUUCUUCGCCGCCAUCUACACUGUAUACUGCUCCAAUGCGCAGGGAGCAGAGAACAGUGUCAGACUCGGAGCUGCAACUGGAAGAUCUAGUAGGAGGAAUGCGCGUGGACUCGAUGCGGCGGUGCUUGAGACGUUCCCGACACUUGAUUAUUCUGCGGUGAUAGGACUCAAGAUCGGGAAAGGGGCGCUGGAGUGUGCCGUGUGUUUGUGCGAGUUCAAAGACGACGAAACGCUGCGUUUAAUCCCCAAGUGCGAUCACGUUUUCCACCCCGAGUGUGUUGAUAUGUGGCUCGAGUCACACACCACUUGCCCCGUUUGCAGAGCUAAUCUAGUACCCGAACCCGACGAGUCCCUCCACAGAUUAGAGCUCCUCACCGAGAUAGACAUCGAAUCCCAAAACGGUGCCGCUGUAGUGGAACCGGCGGUUGAAGAAGGAACCAUAGAGGAACAACUUCCGACGUCAGUGCCCGUUAUGGAACCAGAAGUUUCAAAUUUGAAAGAGACUUUAAAUCGUAACCGUCCACAUGAAUCUCAAUCAAGCAGGAGGCGUAGAUUUUUUGGGCGGUCUCAGUCGUUGCUCCAACCGGGAGAUAACACAGAGCGAUUCACUCUGAGGUUACCGACCGAUGUGAGAAAAAAGAUAAUGCAUCGUCAAUUGGAACGGGCCACGAGUCUACUGGUGUUGCCUAGAGCAAAUAGUUCGAGGAGUGGCAGAGGUGGGCGGUUCGGUUGACGGUUGGACUGGUUGACUAAGUCGGACCGGUGGAAUUUCUCGUUGAGUUUUUCUAGUAGAAUGUCUUCCAUUAAAUUGCCAAAGCUAGAGAAAAAUGAUGGUGAAGGGACCUCAUUGGAUCCGGAUGUGCCACGAAGCAUGUCGGUCCGGGCCACGGCAUCAAACUCUGCUAACCAGGGAACUAGCCUUCGCGUAGCUUAGACCUUCCGCCUAUGUCCCUCCACUCCUCUGCCGAAGAAGAAAGUCAUAUAUCGAGAAAAAUAUUGGAGCUUUGCCAGCGGCCAUUGGAGAGGUGCUUUGGAGUUGGAAAUGGUGGUGAUGAGCUUCUAUGGCAUAUGGGCUUCAAGCCUUACGCUUCAGGAGACUAUUCCAUAGUUGUGGUUCAAGCCAAUUCAUCUCUUUGAAGAUCAAGGACAGGUAUUCGUCGUUGUAGUUGAUUGAAAUAGUAGUGGUCUGAACGUCCAAAUAGGGGAGGUGUCCAUUUAGAAAAGCUUUACUUGUGAUGUAUAAUUUCAGCUAAGUUUAAUUUAAAGUAAAAAUGAAUUUAAUAAUAUUUGGUUGUUGGUUGUGUUGAUUGAUUUGGUCUGAGAAUCGUAGAGGAUUUUUUGCUAUUUUGUUUAUUAUUGUGAUUGGGUUUGUAAAGUGGUUUAGGCGAUUUUUUUUUGCUAAGGGGUUUGAUUUGUAUGGAGUUGGAUUUAUUAUAUUUUGAAAUAGCAUGGAUCAACUUCUUCGUUCGA